Coregonus sp. 'balchen' is the source of this 1044-nucleotide messenger RNA. The record is from the annotation of a GenBank genome assembly. Lineage: Eukaryota; Metazoa; Chordata; Actinopteri; Salmoniformes; Salmonidae.
AUGUUGGCGUGCUGGGAGGCUAACCCCUCAGACAACCCCACUGGCCUACUGGAAACACUGUGAGACCUGCUGGAGGCCCGGGCUAAGCAUGUAACAGAUACACACUCACUCAUUCACACAGCUGUUUGUGUGUGAUAAGGAUGGGAAGGACUACAUUCCCCUGGGCACACACACUCACCAGCCUGCGGUACGGCUAGUAACAGUAGGUAGAGUCCAAUGGGUUGUAGUUGGUCAUGUUUUCAUUGUGUAGGUGGUCUGUUCCAGCUACAUGAACACCAGGAGCACAGCAACACUCAGGACCUUUGAGGAGCUGCCAUGCAAGGACCUGCCUGGCCCUGACGUGAGGACACACACCUGCCUGGCCCUGACGUGAGGACACACACCUGCCUGGCCCUGACGUGAGGACACACACCUGCCUGGCCCUGACGUGAGGACACACACACCUGCCUGGCCCUGACGUGAGGACACACACACCUGCCUGGCCCUGACGGGAGGACACGCAUUGAUUCCCACCUAUUCUCUAACUGACACCAGACACGGAUGCUUGUCCCUGAGGUCAGUGUCUGUUGUGUUGCUAUGUUUCAGAAUGAGCAGUGUAACAGUGUCACACACACACCAAACAUGUUCUUGUGCGCUCGUACACAAACACACACAGACUCAGACACACAUGCACUAAUGUGUAUAACUGGUGUGUUUCAGGAUGAGCAGGGUGACAGUGGCAUGGUUCUGCCCUCUGGGGAGCUCAAACGUCUCAGAUGGAACAGCGGCUCCAAGAGCAGGAGCCUCACAAGGUCACCACCUCUAACCCCUGACCUCCAACCCCUAAUUGACUUAAAAUAAGUGUAUUUUCUGUUCUGAAUUGAGGGUUUGUGUGUUUGCAGGUUCUUCACCAUCAGUAAGUGCAGGGAGAACCUGGUGCCCUGCAUGUGUAAUGACAUCACUGGUCUUCAUGAAGACGAGCUGCCUGUCCUCCCAUGCGACUGUGACGAGGGCUGUUCCCCUCCGCCCAACUACAACUCUGCCUUCCUCUACCCCUCCCUCUAA